UUACUCUCCAUUCAUGUGAAAUUGUAGCCCUCUAAGAACCAUAUACAGAUUUGUGAAGAAGUAAUUGAAGCGGUGAGGAUGAAGAAUUCCAAAAACGAGGUAACUGAGCCUGGAGACACGUACAAGAUUGCAUAUAUUCUCCAUUUCUUUCUAGGGGCUGGGAAUUUGCUUCCAUGGAACGCAUUGAUCACUGCCGUGGACUACUUCGGUUAUCUCUAUCCGGGCCGCCACGUCGAGAGGGUUUUCUCUGUGGCGUACAUGGCAGCUUCCUUGCUAGUUUUGGUCCUGCUGUUGAGCUUCGGCGGCUGCCGGAGGAAUUUGAGUCUGAGAGUGAGAAUGAACUUAGGGUUUUCUAUGUUUGUUCUCUCCCUGAUGGCCACCCCGACGAUGCAUUGGGGUUGGGAGAAGAAUGGAGAUGCAAAGAUGAAUAUGAGCUCGAGCAAGGCCUACUGUGUUGUUGUUGCCUCUGUUCUCGUUUGUGGUUUGGCUGAUGGAUUGAUUUGGGGGAGCCUGAUAGGAACCGCGGGGAAGCUGCCGAAACAAUACAUGCAGGCUCUUUUUGCAGGCACUGCUUCCUCCGGUGUUCUGAUUUCCAUCCUACGGAUCAUAACAAAAGCAUCUCUUCCCCAAACCCCACAAGGGCUCAAAACAAGUGCUCAGUUCUAUUUCAUUGUCAGCUCAGCAAUACUAAUUGGAUGCAUCAUCAGCUGCAAUCUACUGUAUCAAUUACCCGUCAUGCAGCUGCACUACAAGAACUUCCAGUACUUUCAGCCAACACACAGCUGCUCGACGCCCAGAUUCCGGCAAACAUUCACAAAGAUAAGGUUCCCAGGAUUCGGAGUUUUCAUGAUAUACACAGUUACACUGUCCAUAUUCCCAGGAUUCUUAGCAGAAAACAUUAAAUCAGAUCUCCUCAAAGACUGGUACCCGAUUACGCUGAUCGCGACAUACAACGUGUCGGAUUUCGUGGGGAAGUCGUUGACGAGCAUAUAUGUCAUGAAGGGUUUCCGGGGACCGGAGUGGCUGAGGACGGAGGCGCCUGUGGUGGUUCUGACAGUAAUGCUGGGACUAAGCAAUGGGUAUCUUACGAGCGUUAUAAUGAUUCUUGCCCCCAAGGCGGUGCCACAGGCGGAGGCGGAGGUUGCCGCCAUUGUUAUGGCGGUGCUGUUGGGAAUGGGGCUGGUUGCUGGUUCAGUGAUUGGUUGGUUUUGGAUUAUUUAAGUAGAUGGUUCUCUGUGAAUUUUACUCGUUUGGAGAAUUUGUUCAAGAUGAAAUCGGACACUCCCACUUCCCUGCCUUCUUAAGGGUGAUUAAUUAUUGGAU
This is a messenger RNA of Sesamum indicum (sesame), 1323 nucleotides long. Its product is annotated as Nucleoside transporter family protein. Gene Ontology annotation, biological process: nucleoside transmembrane transport. The record is from RefSeq and is a predicted model, not a curated record. Gene Ontology annotation, molecular function: nucleoside transmembrane transporter activity. Gene Ontology annotation, cellular component: plasma membrane. Lineage: Eukaryota; Viridiplantae; Streptophyta; Magnoliopsida; Lamiales; Pedaliaceae.